This is a messenger RNA of Scophthalmus maximus (turbot), 4996 nucleotides long. Its product is annotated as KIAA0825 ortholog. The transcript has 25 exons. Bases 32 to 4219 code for a protein of 1395 amino acids. The record is from RefSeq and is a predicted model, not a curated record. NCBI's taxonomy places the organism in Eukaryota, Metazoa, Chordata, Actinopteri, Pleuronectiformes, Scophthalmidae.
CUGGAAGACAAUCACCUCAACUCUCAAAUCCAUGUUCGAUGAUAUAUAUUCAGUUCAGUUAUGUUUUACAUCAAUCAAAACUAUUCACAUCUGCAGGAUUCCCUGGACCAAAACUCUCUUCUCAUCACGGUUCUUGAUUCCAGAGAUCUGGAAGACGUGUGAGCGGCUCUCCAUGCUGAAGAAGAGACAAAUGCAAAGCAGUAUGGAGUGGCCCGAUGAGUUUCCUGACGACCAUGCCUUUGUGGAGCUGCUGGUUCCAGGUGCUUCGAGUGACCUGGACUUUGAACUGUUUCUAAAAGACACAGAGGAGAAACUCAAUCUCAAUGCCAGCAGUCUCCUCACUGGUUCGACAGAUCUUGACAGCCAGACACUUUGUUCAGUCACGACUGGCAUUGAACGGCAGUCGAGGGAGAUCCAGGCCAAAAUGGGGGAGUCCCGGACUGAGGAUCGUUCGCCGAGUCCUUCACAGUGCCUGCAGUGGUUCAGCCUCAGAAUGCACAACAGUGCCCGGCCUGUUACUACAGGACAUCAAGAGUUCAUUGACUUCCUCCGAGCUUUGCAACAGUACCUCAGAUCUGAUGAAGACGGGAGAGAGGAGGUGACCCUUCACUUACUGCUGAAUCUGUCAUCCCAGUGUGGUGUCUGCUUUCCUUGUACCCCUUCGUCUUCCUCCUCAUCUUCCUCUCUUCCGCCUCAACUGUCCGCCGCCUCCAUCAACUCGGUACACACAGUCAGAGAUGAUGCUGCAUUAGAGAUCCAGGAGGUAUGGGAUGAUGUGCGUCUCCAGUUACGCUGCCACCUGCUGGACCGGCUGUCUUCUCGCAGCCCGGAGCACCCGGGAGCCGGACAAACUUUCAUUCUCUCCAUCCCUGAACGGGUCCACUGUCUGCAACAGCUGUUCUUUCUUUAUCCUGAGUCUGAGGCGCUCACACAUUACCAGGGCCUAAGAAGCCAAUCUGUGCAGGUUAUCCUGCACUCGGCCAUGAGCUCCUGCCCAGGUGCUGAGACUGGCUUUGACAGACUGGCCCUGGGUUUCCGCUCGGUGAUCCCAGCUCUGACUCAAGCGCUCACAGAGGAGCUCCAAGUCCUUUCAAGAGUCACAGAGCCACACACCGUCCUCGGUUUCCUUAAUGCAGCCUACUUCAGCACUGUGGCCAGAGAACUGGUCUCCCGGCUGGAGAGGGAGUGUGAGAUGGCCCGGCGGGACAACACCACGCUCAGCAGCAAGAUGAAAAAAUAUUCAACCCAGUCCUGUGCCACUGUGGCACCAAAGGAGCUUCCAAUGAGGAGCUUUAGUCUGACAUCCCACCAGUUGAGGGCGUUAACCCAGCUGGCCUGCAAUCUGCUGGGGUUUGAGAGCAACGUGAGGGAGCUGGUCACCAACAUGACCUUCAUUGACUGUACUGGAGACACCCCCUGUUUAAAAGGCAUCUUGAAAAAGAGUAGAGCGGAUUCAGACGUGACAACAGAUGGCAGGAAAUCUGCAGCAGAAAGACCUCUCCACACACCAGAGGCACAGGUUUUGGAGUUUAACUGGAGGUCAGCAUUUAGGGGGCUGGUCCCUCACAUGGAGCAUUGUGUUAAAGUGGUGCUGGAUGAUGUUUGUGCCAAGAGUCUACAGCAGGACGAGGCCUUAUACUCUGCAGGACAAACCUCUGUCACCAUGUGUAGCACAACUGGAUUCGCUGCCAGCACCACACAUCUCAAAGAGGACUCCUUCUACACAUACUCGGAGAGGGAGACACCCAAAAUGAUAGCCAAGUUUUGUGGAACAAUCUUGGCCGAGUUGGAUGCCUUACUGCCGCUGGCAGCCGCCUGCAGGGACAGCUCACUCCUGGAAGUGCGAGCGAGCUUUGUGGAGGCAUGUGGAAGGGCAGCGUUUGCCAUGUUGGACCGUUUGCAGGAGAGAGCCCUGGCAGUACCGUCCUCAGCGCCCGCGAAGAACCUGCCCGCUCUGCUGGCCACUUGCGUUCAUGUGCGCCAACGACUGGAGCACUACGACGCCAGGCUGAAAGAUUCAACCAUGACUGCAGCUAAAGUACCCCUGACAUUACUGCCUAUACAGAGGUACCAAGAUACAGUGGAUGCCUUGAAAGACCAGCUGACCAGCUAUUGUGUCCAGGUCUGCUCCACCUGUAUUCUUCAGGAUGCAGAGAGUAACCACUGGGCUGACCCCAAACCCUUCUACGAGGGCGAGCGCUGUUCCUUUUCGGUGCAGAUGUGGUUCUAUUUCCUGUGUGGGCUCCGUAGUGACCUGUGGGCAGUCCUUUCGGCAGAGUUGGCCAAGGAGGUGCUCGGCCAGGUGCUGUCACAGACUUUACUAUUGCUGGUGCAAAGAUAUGCAAGGGCCCGUCCUUCAUACAAGAGACAUCUGCAAAUCAGAGGUGACAUCACAUUGAUAUUGCUGUAUGUGGAGCAGCUCAUGUGGAGCUUGUGUGAAAGUCCAGAGGCCUUGGUGCACCCCAACCCUUCCUCAGCGAUUGCCAUAAUGGCGGGCGGGUCAGACUGGCCAUACCAAAUCCACAGCCUGUGUGGACAACUCCUGACAGUCCUCGUCAUUGCCACAGCACCUCUGUCUUUGCUGUAUAGGACAUUUAUGAUUAAUCCUGCAGAGGAAUCCAUGCCACGCCAGCCUGACAGCUCUGUUGUACACUGGCUAAAUGCUAUCAACCCUGACCUCUUCACAGAACAGGCCAUACGAGAUGGCCUUAUGAGCCAGUCAGCCCUUGCGUGCCAGCUGAGGCUGCUGACCUCUGACCCUGGAUGCAAUCCCAAGUUGCUACUAAGAAUGCUGCUCUACAGAGACUGUCACCUGCCCAGAAUACUCCUGGAAAACUCUUAUUUUUGCCAGGAGAGCGCCUUGGAGAUGUCUACAGAGAGUUGCCAGGCAGGAGACAACUUCAUAGUCACAUUGUUCAACCUUUUCAAUUGCUUGAAUAAUGUUCCCAGAGCCUUGACUCAGGCACUUCAACCAUACCUGGAGAGGGCACAUCUGUGGGAACAUCUCUACACACUGGCAGACACAACGCUGACAGCGCCUGUGGUGAUCAGCUGUGUCCGGGAUAUAGUCACCAAAUCCACCAACAGCCUCCUGGCACAUCUGGUCUCCAUGGUGAUGGGUUGGCAGGCCACAGAGGAGCUGAGUGGAGCCUUGUUCAAACUGAAAAUACCAUGGAGCGUCCUGGCUAAAAUUCCCAAGGAGUGGAACUACACACCACUUGAAGCGCGGCGAAAGGACACUCAGACUGCCAUAUCCCUAGCCAUGCAAGCCAUGUCUUUCAUUUUCACCAACCUGUACUUGGCUGUAGCCUCUGUGCCUCUCCCAAUCCGCUUCCUAUUCCAUGUGGCAGAGAAGCACCUCUCCCAGCAUGCCCGGCAGCUGCGCUGGGUGGGCCUUUUGCUCUGGGCCUUGCUAGGGUGCCUGAUCCGGGGUCUGGAGGACCCGGACACACUAGAACAUAUCAGUGAUUUGACCCUGGAUCGCGGGGCAAAGGACCGUCUGUCCCUGCUGGCUGAGUGCCUCCAGGCUGCCAUGGGUAUUGAACAGAAAUCUGCUGUGUGUGUCUGGCAGGGUGUCCCCAAACCCACAGUGCUCAAAGUGCUGCAGGCUCUGGAGGAAAAACGACCCAAAUGGACAAACAUGCAGCUGCAGAAGGCCCGCAAGCUCUGCUCAGACAGUGUAUUUGAGCGAGAAAGGGAGAGUGAAGUCGCUGCUGCUGAACUGACUGAGCAGAAAAUAGGCCUGAUGCUGCUGGAGGUCUGCCACAAAGCAGGUGGCAGCGACUACCUGAAGCAGAUCUAUCACAUCAUCCAAGGCAAUGAGGAACUGUUGUUGUCAAAACUCAAAGGAAGCACAGACUCACCAAAUGACCCUCCUGGCUUGGUGAACUUUGGCCUUCGCUCUGACAGUCCCCUGGACGCAGCUUGUUUCAACCCUCUCCACCAAUUUGACCACAUUGGCAAGAAGAAGCUGGAUCAGGUUGCCAAGCAUUUUUUGGUCAUCACAGUUGAGUGCCGUGGUCGACUGGGCAUGGGACUGGCCGAGGCUGCUGCCAGCAUACCAGGGCAUGAGUCAGGUCACCUUCAAAACCCUGCUGGCCAACAGGUGGGAGAUGCAGGAGGGUGCAGAGCUGGAAGAUGGAGAGAAAGCGAUGUUGGAAGAACUCAAGAGAGCCUAUUUUGUUUGCUGCUGCAGUGCGGGACCACAGGACCCUUCUGAAGCUGAGGAGACACUAGCGCAGCAGAUCCAGGGGGGAAACACAACCAUCUGAUGAAAGUGCUGCCCAAUGAAAGUCCAUGCAGUUUUUUGUUUUUUUUUAUCAUGUCACAAACGUUCGCUUGUAAUAUACACUUGCAGCUCUCAGGGUUGUAGAAUGUGUGGUUGUGAGUGUAAGUGGGUUUGUGCAUGUACUGCAUGCAGUGAGUUUGCAUACCUGUGCGUUUGUGAGAGAUCAUGAGCGAAUGAGAUGACGAGAAACUGUAACAACAAAAAGAGCGAGGGAGACAGUUCCUCCCUCUUUAUACACAUGCAUCAGACAAACUCCCCGUGCUUUUCUACGCCGCAUCAGAUGCAUUUCAUCUUUUUAGAGCACAUCUCCAGAAAUCAGUUCUGGGAAAUGGAGAACCCUGAUUUGUUUGUCUGGGACAAGAUGUGACUGUGUGAUCAUUCUAGGCACUUUUAUUUUUUUAUUUAUAUUUUUUGGAGUCAGUCAGUGUAAAGACAUUGGUGUCAGCAUACUUUCUCCUGGUUCCUGAAAGCAAACAUCAAAAAUUAUGACUGUGAAGCAAGAAGAUGUAUGUUUUGAUUAGAGUGUGUCCCAAAAAAUCUGCCCGGCUAUGUGAUAUCAGUCAGUAUUUUGUGCAAACUGAGAAAACAUUUAUUUUGUGUGUUGCUCCGUAUAUUUUUUCCAACUGUGUCUGCAUUUUGUUAUUUAUGAGAUGAAGAGAGAGAAUGUUUUAGAAUUAAACAUGAAAAUAAAAUAAUGUUCUUACUCCA